Molecule: messenger RNA, 783 nt
Organism: Schistosoma mattheei
Lineage: Eukaryota; Metazoa; Platyhelminthes; Trematoda; Strigeidida; Schistosomatidae
Source: the annotation of a GenBank genome assembly
AUGAUGAUGAUGAUGAUGAUGAUGAUGAUGAUGAUGAUGAUGAUGAUGAUGAUGAUGAUGAUGAUGAUGAUGAUGAUGAUGAUGAUGAUGAUGAUGAUGAUGAUGAUGAUGAUGAUGAUGAUGAUGAUGAUGAUGAUGAUGAUGAUGAUGAUGAUGAUGAUGAUGAUGAUGAUGAUGAUGAUGAUGAUGAUGAUGAUGAUGAUGAUGAUGAUGAUGAUGAUGAUGAUGAUGAUGAUGAUGAUGAUGAUGAUGAUGAUGAUGAUGAUGAUGAUGAUGAUGAUGAUGAUGAUGAUGAUGAUGAUGAUGAUGAUGAUGAUGAUGAUGAUGAUGAUGAUGAUGAUGAUGAUGAUGAUGAUGAUGAUGAUGAUGAUGAUGAUGAUGAUGAUGAUGAUGAUGAUGAUGAUGAUGAUGAUGAUGAUGAUGAUGAUGAUGAUGAUGAUGAUGAUGAUGAUGAUGAUGAUGAUGAUGAUGAUGAUGAUGAUGAUGAUGAUGAUGAUGAUGAUGAUGAUGAUGAUGAUGAUGAUGAUGAUGAUGAUGAUGAUGAUGAUGAUGAUGAUGAUGAUGAUGAUGAUGAUGAUGAUGAUGAUGAUGAUGAUGAUGAUGAUGAUGAUGAUGAUGAUGAUGAUGAUGAUGAUGAUGAUGAUGAUGAUGAUGAUGAUGAUGAUGAUGAUGAUGAUGAUGAUGAUGAUGAUGAUGAUGAUGAUGAUGAUGAUGAUGAUGAUGAUGAUGAUGAUGAUGAUGAUGAUGAUGAUGAUGAUGAUGAUGAUGAUGGGAUAUAAAUGA